Daldinia loculata is the source of this 1140-nucleotide messenger RNA. RefSeq lists its product as uncharacterized. The coding region runs from base 570 to 836 and encodes 88 amino acids. The record is from RefSeq and is a predicted model, not a curated record. The transcript has a single exon. NCBI's taxonomy places the organism in Eukaryota, Fungi, Ascomycota, Sordariomycetes, Xylariales, Hypoxylaceae.
UCCUUUCUUAGGUAUAGUUUUCCUCCGAUAUCUACAUAAACUAUUGGAUAUCCUGAAUAGGAUGUCUAUAAAAGCACUGCAUAUUCAGCAACUUGACAGCUUACGAAAAGCCCUCCCUACACUGCGUUCAUACUAAACCCCUAUUUCCCACAAAGUUCAUAGCAAGAAACCAAGAUACAACAAACGUCCGCCAUGGCUUGCACAAAGCAGACUACUGACAAGACUGGGGUCCCCGAAAUUAAUAACACGGACGCCAAAAACCGAGAGUUCGUACAGCUCUGCGGCUUCCGUACUGAAGCAACUGGCCUUAUCCUCGCGGACUUAGCACAGAAGCUCACCCGGGCGUAUCCAGUCAGCAAAUACGUUAUAAACCAUCCCUCCGUGACAUUUGAGCCGUUCUAUUUCUUUUUCUACGGCUCGCUCCAGGCUAAGAGAACUCUGGUGCGUGUGUGCGACCUAGACGAUGAGAACCCAACCCUGAUCCCCGCGUCCAUCAAGGGCUGGAGAAGUAAGUAAACACCGCCCCUGUCCGUACACGAUAACAACUGCUAACUUGAGACGCUUUAGCCAUGAUGUGGGGUGAAUUUCCCGCUUUGGUUCCCGCGGAAGGCAAUGAGGUGAAGGGCAUGUGCUGGAAGUGCGAAUCCCCGGAACACGUGGGCUCGCUUCGUAGCUACGAGACCAAUGCCUAUCGCAUGGAAGUCUGCGAGAUCAUCACAGAUGAGGGUGAAGUGAUCGAGAACGGACGGAUUUUUGUGUCGGCAAAAAUGGAGGAGGGUCUACGUGAGGGCGGCUUUGAUCUCAAGUCGUAUAUUCGCCGCCAUGCAAACUUUUAAGAGCCGUUCAAGGUUCCUGAGAUGAAGAACUCAGCGAAGGAAUUGGUUCGCACUGCAGAGCUGCUUAUGAGAUCGGCUCCUAAUGCAGCUGUGGAGAGUAUGCUAUUCCGAAGACUACCUAAAGUAUCAUCUCAUUAUCCACCGGCAGUGCUUCUCGAAUAUAUUUAGGUAGAGCUGGCACUUUGCUAUUAUGUAUCACUUAGAAGUAAAUUGCACCUAUUAAUUAAAAAGUAAUGAGAGGAUUUCCAAUACUAAGAAAUUAUUAUUUUGGUAUAGAAAAGAAAAAGGGUAUUGUUAUGUAAAG